AUGUUUAGCAAUAUAUCACGUUCCAGUAUAACCACUGUUUUAAUGAGCCUCUGCCCCCCCGUCUACUUAAGCGCUUACAUAGGAUCUGAAGAGAGGUCAACAUUGAAAACGCCCCCAUCAAAGCGUUCCGGCGAUGAGAAGUUGCGCCGCACGGGACUGGCCACCAUCGCCCCGCAGAAGGGCGGGAGUAGUGACAGUGACGAUGAGAGGGAGCUUCCCACAUCACGCUCUCCCCAGAUACGGCUACGGCAGCUCACCAAGAGAAGUCAUUCCGACCCAGAGGUGACGCCCCUGUCCCCGCCCCCGUCGCUGUACACGGAGGAGGAGGAGGAGGAGGAACCCCGUCUGAAGAAGGGGCACGUGGCAGAGCAGGAGCCGGUCCUCCCAUCCACGCCAGAAUCGGGUUCCUCCAACUCGUCGGCCAAUCCCUUCCGGGGCAUUGGCGAGAAGGCGAAUCUCGGGGGCAGGGACGACGCCGACGAGAAGACGCCGUGCGAGGACGACGCCGGGGCGGGAGUGUCGGGCGCAGCGGAGGACGAGGUCGACUCCCAGCAGGAGGAAGGGCAGUGCUCGGGCGGGGUGUUCCCUUCGCUCCCUGAUAACUACCUUCGGUCUAUAGGCCUAGCGAGGGACGACCAUUCGCC
Penaeus monodon (black tiger shrimp) is the source of this 644-nucleotide messenger RNA. RefSeq names its product inositol 1,4,5-triphosphate receptor associated 1-like. NCBI's taxonomy places the organism in Eukaryota, Metazoa, Arthropoda, Malacostraca, Decapoda, Penaeidae. The record is from RefSeq and is a predicted model, not a curated record.